Trametes versicolor FP-101664 SS1 is the source of this 408-nucleotide messenger RNA. RefSeq lists its product as uncharacterized. NCBI's taxonomy places the organism in Eukaryota, Fungi, Basidiomycota, Agaricomycetes, Polyporales, Polyporaceae. Bases 1 to 408 code for a protein of 135 amino acids. The record is from RefSeq and is a predicted model, not a curated record. The transcript has a single exon.
AUGGCUCCCGCAGAACCGCCGCCCAUAUUCGACCUCAUCUCCCUCUCCAACCUCGUCAUCGAAGUGCGCAUCGCUGCACGCCCGGACGCAGCGGUGAACAAAGAGCUCGCGGAUGCUUCCAGAAUGCUGGCAUCUCUGUUGAGGUCGCCACCGAAGCGCGUCGUCGUGGACAUCAAGAUAUACCCCGAGGAUCCUGGCGAACCUGGCAUAUUGUGGUGGCCGACGCGUCUCCGCGACGGUUUCGCGGCGUUGAAACGCGCACUUGGCGAGCUCGGCGACACGGUGUUGCACCCGAUGCAAAUCCGGAUCGUGCAAGGACAGCCGGGAGGAGGCGAAGCAGUAGAGGAGAUGCGGGUAAUCUUCCCCGACGAGGACGUUAGUACCGAGACUCUGGCGCAGAAGCGGUAG